UGCAGUAGAAGCUCCAAAGGAAGAAACCCCAAUAGAAGAGACUCCAAAGGAAGAGGCUCCAAAGGAAGAGGCUCCAAAGGAGGAUGAGGCUGUAGUUGAAUCUCCAAAAGAAGAGAUACCAGUUGAAGCUGCAGUAGUAGCUUCAAAGGAGGAGACUCCUAAAGAAGAGGCUCCAGUUGACACUCCAAAAGAAGAGGCUACAAAAGAAGAAGCUCAAAAGGAAGAGGCUGUAGUUGAAGCUCCAAAGGAAGAGGCAGCAGAUGAAGCUUCAACGGAAGAGACUCCACAAGAAGAAGCUUCAAAGGAAAAUACAGUACAAGCAGAACCAGAAACCCCCAAGGAAGAAACUUCAAAGGAACCAGAAGCUGAGGCUGUUAAGGAAACUGAACAAGAAGCUGCACCAACAGAAGCUGCACCAACAGAAGCUGCACCAACAGAAGCUGCACCAGUAGAGGAGACCAAAGAGAAGACAGAAGAGCCUACUCAAGAAUCUGAAGCUACCUCAACAGAGACUAAAACAGACGAUACUCCUGCACAGGAAGACACUAAUGCUCAAUCAAGUGAAAAAUCAGAGGAAAAGGCAGAAACUGAGAGUAAGGAAAAGUCAGAAGGAGCCAAUGAGAGCGUAGCAUCAGGAAAUCAAAAUGGCGCAGCUAAAGGGAAGUCCAAAAAGAGGAAAAACAAGAAGAAAAAUAAAUCCUAAGAGAAGCUGUUAUGUUAUAUGUAAGGCCAAACACAGCCAGAUUGUUGGUGCUGACUUAUACAGACAUUUUCGGUUCAUACUCGAAACUUACCAUCUUUUGAAUUCCAAGCUAUGUGUGUUCUUCGUAACUAAGAACAACUUAGCGAUUUCAUCGAUCAUAAUUUUUUAACUCGGUCAGAUAUUAUGACCAUAGCUGUAUAUACAAGGAGAAAAUGAGAAAAAACAAACAAAAAAAUGUGUAUAAAUAACUGAAUCAUAUGGAAUGGAAUUGUACAUAAACAUUGGACUUUACGCAGUAUUGUAGUUGUGCAGAUUUGUACGCAGGAUUUGUACGCAAUUUGGUUUGUAGGUGUGUAAAUGUACAUAUGUAAGCUUGGUAGGAAUACUAUAUGCGAUUCACAUCUUUGUAUUGUACAUACUUAAGGUUUCGUGCAUACACUAUGUGAUCAGUGCCUCUGUAUUUGUAUUGUAUUUCCAUAAGUUGUGGUGUAUAACACAUGAUCCUCCCCUCUGUAUUGUACAUAUGGAUAAUUUGGGG
Owenia fusiformis is the source of this 1241-nucleotide messenger RNA. The record is from the annotation of a GenBank genome assembly. Lineage: Eukaryota; Metazoa; Annelida; Polychaeta; Sabellida; Oweniidae.